Molecule: messenger RNA, 3852 nt
Organism: Arvicanthis niloticus (Nile rat)
Lineage: Eukaryota; Metazoa; Chordata; Mammalia; Rodentia; Muridae
Source: RefSeq, a predicted model, not a curated record
UGGGGGGACGGAGUGAGCAGCAGGCACCCCAAGCCGAAGGAAGCCGGGCUCUGUGAAGCCAUGAUUCGCAGACUGCUGCGUCUUGGCUUGGGCGCAGGCCUCCCAAACCGGGGGCUACGCACACGCAGAGGAGGCUUUACUCUGGACUGGGAUGCAACGGUGUUUGACUUUAAGAAGAAGAUUGAGUCCAUCGUGCCUGGAAAACAGUGGGAAAUGCUGUAUGACACCAGCCACCUGCCCCCAGAACGGUCGGAUGUGGUCAUCAUAGGAGGUGGGAUUCUUGGUCUGUCUGUGGCCUACUGGCUGAAGAAGCUGGAGAGUAGACGAGGUGCCAUCCGGGUGCUGGUGGUGGAACAAGACCACACGUAUUCACGGGCUUCCUCCACAGGGCCUUCUGUGGGCGGGAUUUGGCAGCAGUUUUCCAUGCCUGAGAAUGUCCAACUCUCACGCUUUUCAAUCGACUUUCUACGGAACAUCAAUGAGCACCUGGCUGUGGUAGAUGCCCCUCCUGUGGAACUUCAGUUCAACCCCUCAGGCUGUCUCUUGUUAGCUUCAGAAAAGGAUGCCGCCACCUUGGAAAACAAUGUGAAAAUGCAAAGGCAGGAAGGAGCCAAAGUCUGUCUGAUGUCUCCUGAGCAGCUGCAGAACAAGUUUCCCUGGAUAAACGUAGAAGGAGUGGCUCUGGCAUCUUAUGGGUUGGAGGAUGAAGGUUGGUUUGAUGCCUGGUCUUUGCUCCAGGGUCUUCGUCGAAAGGUCCAGUCAAUGGGAGUCUUUUUCUGCCAGGGAGAGGUGACACGUUUCAUCACAUCAUCUAACCAAAUGGAGACCCCAACUGGGGAACAGGUGGUCUUGAGAAGGAUCAACACCAUCCAUGUGAAAAUGGACAAGAGCCUGGAGUACCAGCCAGUGGAAUGUGCUGUAGUGAUCAAUGCCGCAGGAGCCUGGUCUGGGAAAAUUGCAGAGCUGGCUGGUAUUGGGAAGGGACUUCCUGGCACCCUCCAGGGCACCAAGCUACCUGUGGAGCCAAGGAAAAGGUAUGUGCACUUAUGGCACUGCCCACAGGGACCGGGUCUGGAGACACCGUUGGUUGCAGACAUCGGUGGAGUCUAUUUCCGACGGGAAGGAUUGGGCAACAACUACCUAGGUGGCUGUAGCCCUACUGAGGAGGAAGAACCAGACCCAACAAAUCUGGAAGUGGACCAUGACUUCUUCCAGAACAAAGUGUGGCCCCAUUUGGUCCAGAGGGUGCCAUCUUUUAAGACUUUGGAGGUACAGAGUGCCUGGGCUGGCUAUUAUGACUACAACACUUUUGACCAGAAUGGCGUGGUGGGCCCCCACCCACUAGUUGUCAACAUGUACUUUGCUACGGGCUUCAGUGGUCGUGGACUCCAGCAUGCGCCUGGCAUCGGGCGUGCUGUGGCAGAAGUGAUGCUAGAGGGCGACUUUAAGACCAUCGACAUGAGCCCCUUCCUCUUCAACCGCUUUCACUUAGGAGAGAAGUUAGAGGAGUACAGCAUCCUCUGAGCGAGAACCUCUUCUCUGGGCCUCGCCAGCCCAGGCAUCAUCCUGUCUCACGUUGGCUUUGGUCUCUGCCCGAGUCUCCCCGGGACUGUGCCAGGGGUGCAUCCCCUUCCUCACCAUCCUUUACACCAGGCUUCGUCCCCAGUGUCUCUGGAAUGGAGUAAGCAUAGGCACAGAGACCCAGGCCAAUGGAAAGUGAUGAAGUAAGACCCUAGGUCUGAUUAUAGCCUAGGCUAAUUCACUCCCCAAACAGUUCAGCUGGCAUCCCAGGCAUGGUGCCCAGGACUGGCCUCCUUCCUGGUGCUGAUGCAGAGAAAUCUGACCAGAGCUAAGGCACAGAGCAUUUUAGGAUAGCCUGGCCCAAAUUUAUUGACUUGUCUAUUAACCUAUUUUUUAAUCAACAUAUGUAUGUGAUUAACCCCCUCCCUCUGGCCUUAUGUUCUUCCUACUUUUCUUCUCAUGGUAGAAGCUUUUGAAGUAUUGUGCCAUUAAAAAGGCAGCUCCAGGGACUGGAGAGAUGGUUAAGAGCACUGGCUGCUCUCCCAAAGGUUCUGAGUUCAAUUCCUAGCAACCACAUGGAAGCUCACAACCAACCAUCUGUAAUGGGAUCUGAUACCCGCUUCUAGUCUGUCCAAAGACAGCGACAGUGUACUCACAUACAUAAAAUAAAUAAUUUUUUUUUUUUUUUUUUUUAAAAAGGGCAGCCUUGUCCUCUUGGGCAUGUUUCUUAGAUCCUCUGUGGGAUGCAUCUUGUUUGCAAGCUAGUAUCCUCUGUUACCUGAGCUCUAAAGAAAUGGGACCAUUCAUCUAGUUAACUUCUAUAAAAGACCCAGCUUCUCGCUACCAACAUUCAGUCUAUAGCAGGAUUCAAAGUGGCUUUCUAAGUGGAUCAUGGAGCUUUGGGGGGAUAAGAAGAUAUGAAGCCAGGAUCUGAAGAACCAUGCUGAGAAUCUUGGAUUUCAUCUCAGCAGAAACCCAGAAGACUUUUAAAUAUGGAAGCAACAUGAUCAGGUUUUCCUUUUUAAUAUCUCCCUCUGGCUAGGGGUUUAGCCCAGUGGUAGAGUGCUUUCUUAGCAUGUGGACGGCCCUGGGUUUGGUCCUCAGCACCAGGACUAACACAGCAGAGGAUCUGGGGGAAGUCACUGGUUCCCUUGUAGACAACAGAGUCAGUUAGCAAAGCAGGAAGCAGGCUCUAGACAAAGGCUGUUUCAGUUUACUUAGCAGAAAACAGUCACGGCGGGAAGCACAUGGAGCAACGUGACCAUGGCAACAUGAAAUGGAGGCACUAUUACCCAGCUUUCUGGCUAAACAGCCAGAUGGGUACCAUGCUUUUUACCAAAAUGCCAGAGGGAAGAACAGCACAAUGAGUGGUCUGGUGUGAGACAAACUGAAAGGAAAGUGCCUGUGGGAGGUGUGAUGGGUGACUGGACUAACUGGGUGGGCAGUCUGAGUGUAGACAGGUGACAGAACAGCAUCAGCAAAGGAGAGCUGAUGUUAAAGUAUUAGGAACAACACAGAAAAGCCAGUAAUACGGAAUCAUGAAGACCAAGAAGUAGGCACCAGAAUGAAAUGUCACAUGCCAGCUGGGCUCAGCACCUAACAGGUCAAUGGUGACCAGGGACUGCAAUCUAAGGCACAGAUAGAGAAGUUACAGAAGAGAGUGAACUAGAGUAGAGCCUCCUGGGAAAAUGGCUCCUUCAUCAGAAGUCCUGUGGAGUGAAUAAAAAGUAAAAGAGGUAGACACCAUAUAGGGGAGGGGACAGAAGAGGAGAUGGGCCAGCUGGGAGAAUGAAGCCUGAGUGUGGUCUGAAGAGAGCCAGGAACGAGGCAGUAAGCAAAAGAAAAGUCCUCAGAAGGUAGUGCUGAAACAGUAGAAGGGUCUUGUCAGGAACAGAGUGGACAGGCCGUAGGCUAAAGAGAUAGGUCAGAGAAUUGCUUAGCCCUGGAUUAUAGCGGUACCCUGUAGCAGAAUUUUGACAGAACCUUUGCAUCUGCCAUGAAUCCGUAAUGAUGGCAUGUAAGCUUUGAAGUAGCCUUUUGUCAGUGAUUGUUAUCUGCUAUCUGUAUGGGGUUAUUCCUUUGAAGGUUUCCCAGAGCUUUUGCAUAUCAUAGUCGGGAGAUAGGGCUGGCAAACCAGGACAUCGCUCAUGGCUGAGAAUUGCUUAGGCAAUAGUUCUUUCAAGAGAGUCCCUAAAUCAGAUAAGAAGUUUCAGCAUGUGGAAAUUGACUUGCUAAAGGUGCCUUUUAUGUAACAAUAAAGGGAACUUCAAGGCAGCUGUUGGGGUCAAUCCCACAGAGACUUCCCCCUGCUGCUAAGAAGCCUGAAUUCAU